AUGAAGCAGUCGAGCAGAUUGUGUUUGCUCUUCCUCGUGGCGCUCUGCACCACCCUGGCCUGCGACCUGGUCCAGGCACAGGUCCUCUUCCAGGGGUUUAACUGGGAGUCGUGCAAGCAGCAGGGAGGCUGGUACAACAGGCUCAAGACCCAGGUCGACGACAUCGCCAAGGCCGGCGUCACGCACGUCUGGCUGCCUCCACCCUCGCACUCCGUCUCGCCACAAGGCUACAUGCCGGGGCGCCUAUACGACCUAGACGCGUCCAAGUACGGCACGGCGGCGGAGCUCAAGUCCCUGAUCGCGGCGUUCCACGGCAGGGGCGUGCAGUGCGUGGCGGACAUCGUCAUCAACCACCGAUGCGCGGAGAAGAAGGACGCACGCGGCAUCUACUGCAUCUUCGAGGGCGGGACGCCCGACGACCGCCUGGACUGGGGCCCCGGCAUGAUCUGCAGCGACGACACGCAGUACUCGGACGGGACGGGCCACCGCGACACGGGCGAGGGCUUCGCGGCGGCGCCCGACAUCGACCACCUCAACGAGCGCGUCCAGCGGGAGCUCUCCGCCUGGCUCAACUGGCUCAAGUCCGACGACGUCGGCUUCGACGGCUGGCGCCUCGACUUCGCCAAGGGCUACUCGCCGUCCAUCGCCAAGAUGUACGUGGAGAACACCCGGCCGAGCUUCGUCGUCGCAGAGAUAUGGAACUCCCUGAGCUACAGCGGUGACGGCAAGCCAUCGCCCAACCAGGACCAGUGCCGGCAGGAGCUGGUGAACUGGGUGCAGGCUGUCGCCGGGCCCGCGAUGGCGUUCGACUUCACUACAAAGGGCCUGCUACAGGCGGGCGUGCAGGGGGAGCUGUGGCGGCUGCGCGACAGCUCCGGCAAGGCGGCUGGCAUGAUCGGGUGGAUGCCGGAGAAAGCCGUCACCUUCGUCGAUAACCAUGACACCGGGUCCACGCAAAAGCUGUGGCCGUUCCCGUCCGACAAGGUCAUGCAAGGCUACGCCUACAUCCUCACCCAUCCAGGAGUCCCCUGCAUCUUCUACGACCACAUGUUCGACUGGAAUCUGAAGCAGGAGAUAUCCACGCUGUCUGCCAUCAGGGCGCGGAAUGGCAUCCACGCCGGGAGCAAGCUGCGGAUCCUCGUCGCGGACGCCGACGCGUACGUGGCUGUCGUCGACGAGAAGGUCAUGGUGAAGAUCGGGACAAGGUACGACGUGAGCAACGUGAUCCCGUCGGAUUUCCACCCCGCGGCACACGGCAAGGACUACUGCGUCUGGGAGAAGGGGAGCCUCCGCGUCCAGGCUGGGCGGCACCUUUAG
Molecule: messenger RNA, 1317 nt
Organism: Miscanthus lutarioriparius
Lineage: Eukaryota; Viridiplantae; Streptophyta; Magnoliopsida; Poales; Poaceae
Source: the annotation of a GenBank genome assembly